This is a messenger RNA of Eriocheir sinensis (Chinese mitten crab), 2601 nucleotides long. RefSeq names its product cilia- and flagella-associated protein 157-like. The record is from RefSeq and is a predicted model, not a curated record. The coding region runs from base 1 to 1419 and encodes 472 amino acids. Gene Ontology annotation, cellular component: ciliary basal body; cilium. Gene Ontology annotation, molecular function: microtubule binding. The transcript is spliced from 8 exons. NCBI's taxonomy places the organism in Eukaryota, Metazoa, Arthropoda, Malacostraca, Decapoda, Varunidae.
AUGGCGCCGAAGGGAGGAAAGAAAGGCGGGAAGAAGAAGGGAGGGAAGAAGAAGGAGAAAGGGGAGGAGGAGGAGGAGGGGGAGCAGAAGGAGGCCAUCUCAGAGCUGGACAAACACUUCUACCUUAACCAAAUUCAGGCCCUGGAGGUGAAGCUGACGCGCGCCACCACCCGCUGCGAACAGCUGGUGGAGGCGGAGAGCCACGCCCGGAGCCAGUACGACCUCCUGCAGCGGGACAAGACCGACGUGAUCAACUUCCUAAAGGCGAGGCUGUCAUCCACGAGCGACGAGGUAGAGGAGCUGAGGAGUCGCCUGGCGGGGCUGGUGAAGGCGAAGGAGGCAGAGCAGCAGCAGUACGAGGAGCGCCUCGCCACCCUAGCCAAGGACGCGGAGAACACGCGGCUGGACCUCAACGACAAGAUCAUUGCGCUCACCCGCAAGCUGGAGAGCCUCGAGGAGUUCCGCCAACACAAGGAGGAGCUGGAGGGGAAGCUGGCGGCCCUGGAGGAGGAGCUCGCCACCAGCAGGGAGGAGCAUAAGGCGAAGGUGAGCUUCCUGGAGCGUGCGUCGCUGGUGGAAGCGGCGGCCCAGCGUGCAGAGCUUGAGGCGCGCGUCACCAGGAUUACCGAGGACCUACGCCGCGCCGCCCAGACGGAGAUGCACUCCACCACGCGUCGCGCCCUACAAGAGAACGAGGCCCUCACCCGCCAGUUGGAGGUGUUCCGCGGCCGCAUCACCUCGCUCAGGGCAGAGAACACCAGCCUUAGGGAAUCUCUAUCCGACUCACAGGUGCGCGAGGGUCUGCUGCAGGACACGGUGCGGCAGGUGACGGCGAGGGGGGAGAGGCGCGCCAGACUGCUGCAGGCCGUCACGGAGAAGGCCGAGGAGCAGGCUCGCGUGUGGAGGGACUACCACCGCCUCGCCCGGGACAACACGCAGCUCCGGCGCGACCUGCAGGCAGUGCAGGCGGAGGUGGACGGCGCCACACAGACGGCUUGUGACCUGCGGCAGAAGAUGGUGGAGAAGGACGUGGCGCUGGAGCUAACGGCCUGCCACCUUCGCCAGCAGGAGGCCGCGCGCUCCACUCUGCAGGAGGCCAUCACCUCCGCCCUCACCCUGCUGCACCAGGCCGCCUUCCAGGGCGAAACAAGCAAGGAGGUGGACACCACGGGGGCAAUACUUCAGCAGCUUGUUACGCUGCUCACUGCGGCGGAGCAGGCGCAGAUGUACGCCUCGGCGGAGCCUGCACGACCGUCCCCACCCGGCGCUGCUCCGGCCGUAGGCGGCGGCGGGCGGGAGGAGGAAGGUCAGAAGGAGGGGCGGCGUGAGGGCGGUGGCCAAGUCCAGUACCAUGCAGGAGACUUGGGACUUCUGCCUCGCCCACCACGCAAGGCACGGGACACUACACCUGACAAAUGACCACCUGCGGGCACAGAGGAGGGUAGCCAAGCCAUUCUUGACGAGCGACCUGCAGCUACCACUGAUGCCACCACCACCUAACGAUCCAUGUAAGGAGGUGAUACGAUGAGGGAUGUGCUGUGAUGUCACUACUGAUCCGUUUCGGCUUUGAUACCCGCACUCCUUCAUUUCUUAUUUGAAUUUAGAGUAUUUGCAUCCAUAGCUUAUGAUUUUUUCUUUAAUUUUCCGUUAUAUCAAGUGCCAAAGGGCGAUGAUGUGAUGACCUUCGCCAAUAAGAAUAAUGAGUUACUCAUGAGGUCUUUCCAGCGAACGAUGACGAUUCUUCCACGCGUUGCUGAGGUAUGGCAAACACGUGAGCAAGAACUCUGUGUAUACAUUAUUAGAGUAGGCGCGUCCAUUCACUUGUUACUGAUGGAAAAACAAGAUAAGACGCGAUGGGAUAUAUUAUUAAACAUUUCGACGCCCAAGCACACACAUUUAUUUGACAAGGCUUUCGUGGGACGUGUAGGCUUUUCAGUGGGUGAUUUCGUGACCCUGGUAGUAGUUUGUCAAGCCACCUGCACCAUGGACGGAAAAAAACUCAUGAGAACCCGGUUAAUCUCUCUUUCGGCCUUAGGAAAUAGUUCAUGCGCGAGGCGAAAGAAUUUUGGAAUACCGACCUAUGUGCCAUACGAGUAGACUAAUGGUUGUUGACAUUAGUAUUUUUAAGUUCAUAGCACCUGUUUACAUGCAUUAUAUAUCCCUUACACUGCCAACAUUAGUCAUAUAAGGCCUUCACUAUCACAGUAAAUAAUUUAUCAUCACAGUAAAAAAUAAAAAAAAGAGAGAGAAAUGAGUGACCAGAACAGGAAAGUUAUAGAGCAAGGUAAUGGUCGUUCAGGUAAGCUGAAGGUAAAUAGGAAUCUUCUUAUCUUUUAUACACCUUGAUAACCGGCCACAGGUAGAGAUGGAGAGCAUUACCUGAGCUGAGUCACUUUAAAACACUCACUCCCGUCUCUGUAACCGUCUAUUAACUUUGUAGCAUGCAUGUAACCUGCAUGGAAACAAAGGGCCAACUAUGGCAUUCUCGUUAUCAGUUUGUUAUCUCCAGGUUUCCCCAAGUGCCUAUUCAACGGCUAAACCACAAAGGAGGGCGAAGAGCUGAGCAAACCAUUAAAAUAUAAUUGUUGUAGUACCAGCCCA